Molecule: messenger RNA, 735 nt
Organism: Rodentolepis nana
Lineage: Eukaryota; Metazoa; Platyhelminthes; Cestoda; Cyclophyllidea; Hymenolepididae
Source: the annotation of a GenBank genome assembly
AUGUCAGGCUCAAGUCAGCGUUCGACUCAGAGUCGAAGAGGCGGUCGAGGAGAUUCCCAACAGCCCCAACAACCUCAAUCACCUAUUCCACCCACGUCAUCAGAUCUCUUCCAAUCUGGAACGCGACAGGUUGAAGCGCCUACUCGUUCUCCACGAACACAGAGAACCCAACAAUCUGAUGAACCGAUGGAGUCUGAUAUUCCUUCUGGUUUGAGGACAUCUGAACUUGGCCCAGAAACUCCGCUUUCAUAUACCGACAUGUCUAGUACUGCUGGUAGCAAUAUUGGUGAGCAACAAAGUUCUAUUCGUCCCGGUGUUAAUGAAGCGUCUACCAUGCGAAAUCUUACUGAAACCGGUUCUUCUGCUGAUCCUGGGGCUCAGACUGUUAUAUGGGGCACCAAUGUCAAUAUCGCUAGAGUAAUGGAACGUUUCAAGCGUUUCAUUAUGUCUUUCAAAUUGAGAGAUCUUGAGGGCCAACCAGGUUUGACGACUGGUGUUCCUCUGGAUCUGAAUCGACCAAUUUAUAUUCAAAGAUUGGAGGAUAUGGCCGCUAGUGGAGGACUGACGCUUGAUAUUGACUGUCAACAUUUACGCGAAGAGCAACCUGAACUCUAUGAGCAACUGAUCACUUUCCCUAAAGAAGUUAUUCCUGCUUGUGAUGCCUCUCUUCAUGCCUUAUUUAUUGAUCGAUUUAGCGAAGCGAAACCGGAAAAGCCUCUCCAGGUUAGUAAUUAA